This is a messenger RNA of Topomyia yanbarensis, 1225 nucleotides long. RefSeq names its product regucalcin-like. The record is from RefSeq and is a predicted model, not a curated record. Lineage: Eukaryota; Metazoa; Arthropoda; Insecta; Diptera; Culicidae. Bases 135 to 1067 code for a protein of 310 amino acids. The transcript is spliced from 6 exons. Gene Ontology annotation, molecular function: calcium ion binding; gluconolactonase activity. Gene Ontology annotation, biological process: L-ascorbic acid biosynthetic process.
CGAAAUAAUAUUCAUUACAUUCAAUAGGUAACUUUGGUGUAGAAUUAUUGGGUAAGAUUGUUUCAUUGAAAGAGUUUUCAAUUGAAGUGAGUCAUUUAUGAAGUGCUUUUUACAAUCAUUAAAUUUCAAUAGCGAUGGCGAUCUAUAAUGUAGAGCAACUGCCAUCACCUUUGAACGUAUUGGGAGAAGGUCCUCACUGGUGUGUCGAGCGGCAAAGUUUAUACUACAUUGAUAUUUACGGUGGAACUAUUCAUCGGUAUGAUUACAAAGAAAAUAAAACCUACACGGCAACAAUUGAUGAUUACCCUGUGAUAUCUUUCAUCAUUCCGGUAAAGAAUAGUACAACGAAAUUCAUUAUUGGAACAGGACGCGAAGUUACAAUGAUUGAGUGGGAUGGAGUUUCUUCAACGGCAAAAUAUGUAAAAACCGUAGGCCAGGUAGAGCUGGAACUGCCUGACAAUCGUUUUAACGAUGCUAAAGUUGAUUCUAGUGGUCGUUUUUAUGGCGGUACAAUGCGACUCGAGGAGAAAGGAGAUAUUUUUGAAUCACGACUUGGAACAUUUUAUCGUUACGAUGCUCAACGAAAGCAGUUUGUGGUAUUGAAAAAAAAUAUCGGUGUAUCUAAUGGGUUAUGUUGGAAUGAAACGAAAAAUUUAUUCUACUACAUCGACUCGUGUGAUUUAGAUGUAAAAGAAUAUUCUGUAGAUGCUAACGGAAAUCUUUUUAAUGAAAGAGUGGUUAUUGAGUUCCGAGAGAAUGGUUCGCGCCCUUCAUUUGUACCCGAUGGAAUGACUAUUGACAUGAAUGGUUUUCUCUACGUUGCUACAUUCGGUGGAUCUACAGUAUACAAAAUUAAUCCUUUUGAUAGUAAAAUUGUAAUGGAAAUAAAAAUACCGGCCGAGCAAGUGACAUCUGUGGCAUUCGGAGGGCCCAAUUUGGACAUACUGUACGUAACAACUUCAGCAAAAGAGUUCAAAUCUCCACAACCUGCGCCUGCUGGUGCUUUGUUUAAAGUUACUGGUUUAGGAGCUAGAGGAACGAUCAUGCAUAGUGUUGACUUGAAUUAGAAGAUCGGUUUGAAUAUUUGAGAUCGAAGAAGACGAAACUAUUCUUUACUAACUAAAGUAUAAAUUUGCAGUUAUGUCUGUGUCAUUUAAUUUCUAGAAGGUUGCCUACCUGUUGCUGUGCACAUUUCGUGGGAAAUAAAUGCACAUAUAUGCGAUAA